UGCAUGUUUUUGUGUGUGUCAGUCUGUGUGUGUGCUGGGGUGCAGGUGACCGUUCGGGAGGAGAGGCGUUUGGCCAUGCUCUUCCAGUCCGUGGUGCUUCAGUGCCAGUACCACACGCCCUCCACCCAGACCCCUGUGGUGCAGUGGUGGUACAAGUCCUACUGCCGUGACCGCACGCGAGACUCCUUCACCUUCACCGAGAGCCUGGGGGUCCAGGGGUCUGAGCUGGGCGCCGCGGCCCAACUGGAGUGCUCCGACAGCAGCCGCACCGUCCGCAUCGUAGCCUCGGGCCAGGGAGCCUCCAUGACGCUGGCUGAGCACUACAAGGGCCGAGACAUCGCCAUCGUCAACAGUACUGUGAAGAUUUCUAAUUAGUUGAUUUGUGUUGUGUUUAUUUAAGUUGUGUGCGUGUGUGGAGGUGUUUAUAGUUUAAUGAGCUGUUAUGUGUAUGACUAGAAGGCUGUGCUUGUGAAAAUGUUGUGAGGGAACGCAAUACAUACACACACUCACGCACACGCACACGCUUAAAUGCUGGUUACAGUAUGCCAGUGCUUUAGUGUUAUAAGCGGUGGUCCGUCAUAGCCUGUGUCUAUUGUCCCAGUCUCUCUACUGUGUGAUCCGUCUCCCAACAGGAAACGUGACUGCUUGUGCUCGGCUUUUCCGGUUCCUCAAAUAGUCCUUCUCUGUCUCUGCUUCACAAUAGACCAGGCUCCACUAACACACACACACACACACACACACACACACACACACACACAUUAAAGGGAUAAUUCACCCAAAUUACAAAAUCACAUGUUGGUUUCCUUACCCUGGACAAAGUAUGACAGCAGUCCAUGCUUUGGUUUAGUUUCCCUGGCACUGUUUCCAAAUGAUAACGUUUUAGCAUUUUUGGUACAAAUCCCAUCCAAGUCAUGAGACCCAUUAUUAACAUUUUAAAAAUCAUCUAUAAGUUACUUUGUUGAGCUUCACAAUACAUUUUAGAUACUUUCGGAUGAUUUGCUAAUAUCGGUGCCAUGACUUGAAUGAGGUUUGUGCCACAAAUCCUAAAAUAUUAGCAUUUGGAAACAGUGCCAGGGAAGCUAAACCAAAGCAUGGAUUGCUGUCAUACCUUGUCCACAGACAGCUUACAAGGUAAGGAAACCAAUAUGUAAUUUGGGUGAACUAUCCCCUUAACGACACUGCCCCCUGUUCACAAUGGAGUGGUCUCUACACACACUGCCCUCUCUUAUCCUAUUCACAAUGAACCACCCCAUUGAGCUCCUUAUCAAAAGGAAACACCCACCUUCUUGUUCUGCCUUCCUUUUAACUAAACACCCUCCUGUUUUCGUAAAUCAUAAUAGAAAUAUGUAGGAUGUAUGAAUGUGUCAAAUGUCAAUGUAUAUUUGAGGAUUGUUCAGUACAUUGUUUUACUAAUGGUAUAUAAUCCUAUGACAGUAUGCAGUUGUCGAUGAUUUGUUGUAUGGCUUUUAUAUGUUUUUUCAGAUGUUUUUAUAGGUUUAUCGUUUUUUUCAUUCAACCUUUGACCUGACCUUUGACCCUGUACCUGUCCAGAGGCAGACCUGCGGAUCGGGGACCUGCAGUGGGGCGACAGCGGCGUGUACUUCUGUAAGAUCGUCAUCGCAGACGACCUGGAGGGGAAGAACGAGGGCCAGGUGGAGUUACUGGUGCUGGGUGAGCGACCACAGGAAGUGAACCCCUCAGCACACAGGAAGUAAACAUUCAACACAGGAUGUCAAACCACCUCAACAUUAAAGAGGAAGGGAUAGAACAGAAAUUAACACCAAUUUGAACAUUCCGUUGGGGCUAUCUGUCCUCUCUUAUUUUGAGGUCCUUUCUCGUCUGAAAGGAUUUUGAAGUUGGGAGUUGAGGCAAUAGGAAACAAGUAUACACUUAUUUAUUGUCUUGUCUCACUUUCUGAACCUUACCACAGCACCUCAGCAUAAGAUCUAUUGAUUUGUGCCGUUGCAGUCUGAAAUGCCAGUCUGAAAUGCUGAGCAUCGUGUGUGUGGGGGGGGGGGGGGUGCACAUUCCAAAGUGCACUUAGAAAUGCUGCCAUGACAACGGGCCGAAAAGACAUGCGCUGCUGCUCUACACGGUUCUGAUCCUCUCCGAGAGGACCUAUUGUUUGGCUGAGCUUACCGUUGUACAACAGCAGACAUAACCCUGACAUAGCCAUACAUAAACCUUUAUAACCUCAAAUAUAGUGUCAGUAUAGGCCAGGUAGACAUAGGCUACAUAACAGAGAGCUCACAACAUACAGUACCUAUGUGGAAUAAGGUCAUUACACAUACAUUACACAUACAUUACAGAGAGUAGUUCUAGGUAAUUGUUGUGAGCUAUGUAAUCCACUUCUUAAAUUGUUUCCAUGGCAAAAAAAAUUUUUGGGGGAGUAAAGCAUGUUAAGGGUCAGUGGUGUAGCAGUGGCGCAGUGGGAUCUCUAGUGUGCCACUAGAGAUCCUGGUUCGAAUCCAGGCUCUGUCGUAGCCGGCCGCGACCGGGAGACCCAUGGGGCGGCGCACAAUUGGCCCAGCGUCGUUGAGGGUAGGGGAGGGAAUGGCCGGCAGGGAUGUAGCUCAGUUGGUAGAGCAUGGCGUUUGCAACGCCAGGGUUGUGGGUUCGAUUCCCACGGGGGGCCAGUAUGAAAAAAUAAAAAAUAAUGUAUGCACUCACUAACUGUAAGUCGCUCUGGAUAAGAGCGUCUGCUAAAUAACUAAAAUGUAACUGUAAAAUGUGGCAGGAUAAUGGUCAGUGGUGUGGCAGGUUAAGGGUCAGUGGUGUAGCAGGUUAAGGGUCAGUGGUGUAGCAGGUUAAUAGUCAGUGGUGUAGCAUGUUAAUGGUCAGUGGUGUAGCAUGUUAAGGGUCAGUAGUGUAGCAGGUUAAUGGUCAGUGGUGUAGCAGGUUAAUGGUCAGUGGUGUAGCAUGUUAAGGGUCAGCUGUGUGGUGGGACAACAGAGGAGCUGACUUUGGCCUUGUACACACACCACCAGAGUUUGGACCCGGUCUCCCUUCUCUCUCUCAGGUUACUGUCUGCUGUAUUUAUAUGACUGUUGAGGGCUAGGAGAGCUCAAUGCAUAGCACAAGGAUGACUGUGCCCCCAUGGUGGGACUGAGACUGACUUCCUAAACUGUCUCCUAUAUUCGUUCCUCUUUUUCUCAGCUUCCCUCCUUCUCUCCUUCUCCUGUUCUCCCUUUCUCUCAGCUUCCCUCCUUCUCUCCUUCUCCUGUUCUCUUUCUCUCAGCUUCCCUCCCUCUCUCCUUCUCCUGUUCUCUUUCUCUCAGCUUCCCUCCCUCUCUCCUUCUCCUGUUCUCUUUCUCUCAGCUUCCCUCCCUCUCUCCUUCUCCUGUUCUCUUUCUCUCAGCUUCCCUCCCUCUCUCCUUCUCCUGUUCUCUUUCUCUCAGCUUCCCUCCCUCUCUCCUUCUCCUGUUCUAUUUCUCUCAGCUUCCCUCCCUCUCUCUUUCUCCUGUUCUAUUUCUCUCAGCUUCCCUCCCUCUCUCCUUCUCCUGUUAUAUUUCUCUCAGCUUCCCUCCCUCUCUCUUUCUCCUGUUUAUUUCUCUCAGCUUCCAUCCCUCUCUCCUUCUCCUGUUUCUUUCUCCCAGUCUCCUCCUCCCUUCUUCUCACUUCCCUCCUGUUCUCUUUCUCUCAGCUUCCCUCCCUCUCUCUUUCUCCUGUUCUAUUUCUCUCAGCUUCCCUCCCUCUCUCCUUCUCCUGUUCUAUUUCUCUCAGCUUCCAUCCCUCUCUCCUUCUCCUGUUCUAUUUCUCUCAGCUUCCCUUCCUCUCUCCUUCUCCUGUUCUCUUUCUCUCAGCUUCCCUCCCUCUCUCCUUCUCCUGUUCUAUUUCUCUCAGCUUCCCUCCCGCUCUCCUUCUCCUGUCCUCUCUUUCUCAUAAUUAAAUUUUUCACUGCUUUAUAUUUUUUUGUAUUCUACUCUGAAGCACCUCAUUUUCCUCUACCCCUUCUUCCCCCUGUCUUCUUAUCAUUGUUCCUUAUCUCCUCUCCCCUCCCUCCUCCCUCCCUCCCUCCCUCCCUCCCUCACCUCCCUCCCUCCCUCCCUCCCUCACCUUCCCCUCUGAGGCACCACAGUUUUCUCCCCUCCCUCCCUCCCUCCCUCCCUCCCUCCCUCCCUCCCUCCCUCCCUCCCUCCCUCCCUCACCUUCCCCUCUCAGAGGCACAUAGUUUCUCCCCUCUCCCUCCCGGCCGUCUCUAGUUAUCACAGCCACAAAGUCAUAAACCUUGCCUAUUUCUACAAUUGAUCUUCUUAAAAUGUGAUUUUAAACUGAACCUUAACCCUAACCUUAACCACAUUGCUAACCUUAUGCCUAACCCUAACCUUAAAUAAAGACCAAAAAGCACAUUUUUGCUUUCAUGAAUUUUUACGAUAUAGACAAUUUUGACUCUGUGGCUGUGGUAACUAAUGGAAACCCCUACCUCCUCUCCUCCCUCACCUUGUUCCCCUCUCAGAGGCCCAUAGUUUCUCCCCUCUCAGAGGCCCAUAGUUUCUCCCCUCUCAGAGGCCCAUAGUUUAUCCCCUCUCUCAGGUUACUGAGCUCAGCUAGGUUUAUAUGACUCAGUGCCAGAGAAGGGUGGUAGGAUCAGUGUGUGUGGGUGUGUGUGUGUGUGUGUGAGGGCGUGGUCCCAUUACAACACCAUUCUCUCUCUAUUUGUCUCUAUAUUUGUCUCUCUCUCUAUUGCCCUUUAUCCUUCUCUCAUUCAAUUUCAAUUUCAAUUUAAGGGCUUUAUUGGCAUGGGAAACGUAUGUUAACAUUGCCAAAGCAAGUGAAGUAGAUAGUAAACAAAGGUGAAAUAAACAAUAAAUAUUAACAGUAAACAUUACACUCAGAAGUUCCAAAAGAAUAAAGACAUUUCAAAUGUCAUGUUAUGUCUAUAUCCCAUGUUAUAUCUAUAUCCAGUGUUGUAACAAUGUGCAAAUAUCACUCUCUGUCUUUAUCUUCCUUAACCUUUCUGUCUCCUCCUCUGUGUGUCUCUCGCCGUAUCACAUUUAGCAGAAACAAAGCAGCCAUUGUUACCAUGGCUGACCCUCUUUCCCAAUGAGCUCCGAUGGUUAAUUGGUGUCCCAGAAUGCUUCAGUGUAGUGUCUGUCCCCGUUACACUCUGACAAUUUUCCCAUCCCCCCCCCCCUUCCCACACUAGACUGAGGUAGUAUGUGUGAAGUGGGCGGCAGGUAGCUUAGUGGGUAAGAGCGUUGUGCCAGUAACCGAAAGGUCGCUGGUUCUAAUCCCAGAGCCGACUAGGUGAAAAAUCUGUCGAUGUGCCCUUGAGCAAGGCACUUAACCCUAAUUGCUCCUGUAAGUCGCUCUGGAUAAGAGCGUCUGCUAAAUGACAAAAAAAAUAAUAAUAAAAAAAUAAAAUAAAGUGGAUGUGAAAAUCAAUCAGCAUCACACUUUCAACUUUGUCUUCACUCCUAUUAACUUCUGUCAAAUGUAUUAAAAUUCUCUCAAAUGUUUGAAUCAUGGGAAAUUAUUAACGAUGAUGAUGAUCACUUUGGCUUUAGCAUCAGUAUUGAAGAAUAGUUUGACUGUUCUUUUCCUGGGCUCCUCUUUCAAUUAAUCUGUCUGGUAAUCUCUAUGCAUGACUCUUUGUCAAUAACUCCAUCUGAUUGGCUGAUUUGCCUCAACUUUGACCUCUGCCCUCUGCUACUUCCUGUCUGCUGCGCCUCACCUCUGCUCUCCUUCUCUCUGCAGGUAGGACAGGUGUGCUGGAUGAUCUCCUGCCUGAGUUUGAUGUGGCGAUUAUGCCAGGUACGGCUGCCUGCCUCCUCGCCCGCUGGCUACUGUCUGUCUGUGUGUCUGUGUGUGUGUAUGCCAAAAAUGGCUGCAUUUUCACCCCACCUGUUCCUUCCUUACCUGUUCCCCUCAGUGGCAUCACCUGCUCUGGCUCUGCUAACCCUGUUCUCUCACUGUCCAAUCAGCUUCUGGGAAUCUUGAAUGAUUUAACAACUGCAGAGUAAAGGACAAAUCAGCUCGUUGCCUCAUCUUAUAUUCCGCCUCUGCGCAGUCAAGCAUUAACUCACUCUCACAAUCAUAUUCUUGCUACAUGACUUAAUGCAUAUGGCACAUUUAAAACUCUCCUCAAUGGAGCAAUGCUAGUUAUUCACAAGAAACCCUACCCCCUCUCUCUUUUGAAGAUGAGAUCUCUCUCUGAAGAGGUCCACUUGGGAUGUGUGUUUUCACAAGGGGCUGACCAAAGUGGUGUGUUUGUCGUCCUUGGUCACGACCUGAGGAAGUUCAUCAUUAGUGUUGGGAUGCUUUAGUGAUGUGAGGCUGUGAUAAGCCAGCAAGCCCUGCCUCUCUACACCCUGAGCAUUGGAGGGUUAUUAUUACCAUGUAUGUCAAUGGUUAUUACGGAUGUGGAGAGAGAACAGAGAUGCAGAAGAUGUAACUGUAGUAAGUAACAUGUAGUAACUCACUCAAGUAACAAGAUGUGUAUCUUUACUGUUUGUGGGAUCUGUGGUCUCAUUGAUCUGUGUCUGUGUUCCAUAGUGGGUGUUUGUGGGAUCUGUAGUCUCAUUGAUCUGUGUCUGUGUUCCAAAGUGGGUGUUUGUGGGAUCUGUAGUCUCAUUGAUCUGUGUCUGUGUUCCAUAGUGGGUGUUUGUGGGAUCUGUAGUCUCAUUGAUCUGUGUCUGUGUUCCAUAGUGGGUGUUUGUGGGAUCUGUAGUCUCAUUGAUCUGUGUCUGUGUUCCAUAGUGGGUGUUUGUGGGAUCUGUAGUCUCAUUGAUCUGUGUCUGUGUUCCAUAGUGGGUGUUUGUGGGAUCUGUGGUCUCAUUGAUCUGUGUCUGUGUUCCAUAGUGGGUGUUUGUGGGAUCUGUAGUCUCAUUGAUCUGUGUCUGUGUUCCAUAGUGGGUGUUUGUGGGAUCUGUAGUCUCAUUGAUCUGUUUCUGUGUUCCAUAGUAGGUGUUUGUGGGAUCUGUAGUCUCAUUGAUCUGUUUCUGUGUUCCAUAGUGGGUGUUUGUGGGAUCUGUAGUCUCAUUGAUCUGUUUCCGUGUUCCAUAGUGGGUGUUUGUGGGAUCUGUGGUCUCAUUGAUCUGUUUCUGUGUUCCAUAGUGGGUGUUUGUGGCCUCUGUAGUCUCAUUGAUCUGUUUCUGUGUUCCAUAGUGGGUGUUUGUGGGCUCUGUAGUCUCAUUGAUCUGUUUAUGUGUUCCAUAGUGGGUGUUUGUGGGCUCUGUAGUCUCAUUGAUCUGUUUCUGUGUUCCAUAGUGGGUGUUUGUGGGAUCUAUAGUCUCAUUGAUCUGUUUCUGUGUUCCAUAGUGGGUGUUUGUGGGAUCUGUAGUCUCAUUGAUCUGUUUCCGUGUUCCAUAGUGGGUGUUUGUGGGCUCUGUAGUCUCAUUGAUCUGUUUCUGUGUUCCAUAGUGGGUGUUUGUGGGAUCUGUAGUCUCAUUGAUCUGAUUCUGUGUUCCAGAGUGGGUGUUUGUGGGAUCUGUAUCCCUGGGCAGUAUCCUGUUCCUGUUGUUGAUGGGGAUUUGCUGGUGUCAGUGCUGCCCUCAUUCCUGCUGCUGCUACCUCCGCUGCUGCUGCUGCCCCGACACCUGCUGCUGCCCACGCCACCGUGAGUAACACACACACACACACAGCCUUACAUUCACAUGCUUCCCUUUUUAAACGUUUAGGAUUUUCAUUUAAUUUUUUACUGUUUUCCAGUCUAUGAGGCGGGGAAGAUGGUGAAGAGGGGCCAGCCUCCCCAGGUUGUUGUGUACCCCCCCUACUGCAUCCCUGGGGUCCCCGCCAUGGUUCCCUUCGCUCCACCGUCCCUCGCUGACCCUAAGAUGGUCUCCCUCCCCUCAGUGGAGAACAACCUGGCUGGGGGUGAGUGACCCGCCCCACACCUGGGCUCGUCCUGUCAGACUGCAGGAACUGGACAAGCCACUGUGCAUUGUGGGAAAUUUAGUUUUGCAUGAUAUAUCACAGUAACACUAACUACCGUUUGUAGAGGGUCAUCUGAGUUAACUAACCCUCUUCUUAUGUUGGUCCUCAUUUUCUGACCCUAACCUGGGUGGAGUUGUCUAUGACCGGACCUGCGUUCGAGUGUGUGUGUGUGUGUGUGUGCAUCCGUGUUUUUGUUUGUGUAAGUGUGUUUCUACUGUCCGUAGUGGCUUUGAUCCUUGAAAUAAGUCUGUGUGGGUGUGUCCGUGUCCACAGUACGCAGUGGCUAUCGUCUCCAGCCCAAUCACAGUCAGGGCUCUAUGAAGGUUCUGUACUACGUAGAGAAGGAGUUUCCCUCUGCCAAGAUGGCUCCUCUACAAUGUAAGCCUGUACAGAGUCAGUAGUUCCUCAAUAAUCACUUUGUGUGUGUGUGUGUGUGUGUGUGUGUGUGUGUGUGUGUGUGUGUGUGUGUGUGUGUUGAUGGGUUGGUGUAUCUGUGUCUGUGUUUAAUGUGUGUAUCUUUGUUAGUAAAGGUUGGUCCUCAUCAGAAACCCUCCAUUAAAUUCUCCAAUAACUAUUCAUUUCCCCAUUAGUAACAAACCAACCCUGAUUACACUAAAUGUCAUCAAUACCAUCUACUGAGAGAAUCCAUCUGUGUUGAAUCGGUCAAAUGUUGUUUGGUAACAUUAGAAGAACUACCUAUAAACUGCUUAUAAACCACUAUAAAUAAAUAUUUAUUAUGUUUUUUCCCCCCUCAUCAAUCUACACAAAUACCCAUAAUGACAAAGCAAAACCAGGUUUUUAGAAAUAUCACAUUUACAUAGGUAUUCAGAGCCUUUACUCAGUACUUUGUUGAAGCACCUUUGGCAGCGAUUACAGCUUUGAGUCUUCUUGGGUAUGACGCUACAAGCUUGGCACACCUGUUCAAGUCUGGGCUCUGGCUGGGCCACUCAAGGACAUUCAGAGACUUGUCCCGAAGCCACUCCUGUGUUGUCUUGGCUGUGUGCUUAGGGUCAUUGUCCUGUUGGAAGUUGAACCGUCGCCCCAGUCUGAGGUCCUGAGCGCUUUGGAGCAAGUUUUCAUCAAGGAUCUCUCUGUACUUUGCUCCGUUGAUCUUUCUCUCGAUCCUGACUAGUCUCCCAGUCCCUGCCACUGAAAAACAUCCCCACAGCAUGAUGCUGCCAUCACCAUGUUUCACCGUAGGGAUGGUGCCAGCUUUCCUCCAGACGUGACGCUUGGCAUUCAGGCCAAAGAGUUCAAUCUUGGUUUCAUCAGACCAGAGAAUCUUGUUUCUCAUGGUCUGAGUCCUUUAGGUGCCUUUUGGAAAACUCCAAGCUGGCUGUCAUGUGCCUUUUACUGAGGAGUGGCUUCCGGCUGGCCACUCUACCAUAAAGGCCUGAUUGGUGGAGUGCUGCAGAGAUGGUUGUCAUUCUGGAAGGUUCUCCCAUCUCCACAGAGGAACUCUGGAGCUCAGUCAGAGUGGCCAUCGGGUUCUUGGUCUCCACCCUGACCAAGGCCCUUCUCCCCUGAUUGCUCAGUUUGGCCGGGCGGCCAGCUCUAGGACGAGUCUUGGUGGUUCCAAACUUCUUCCAUUUAAGAAUGAUGGAGGCCACUGUGUUCUUGGGGACUUCUUGGGGAAAUGUUUUGGUACCCUUCCCCAGAUCUGUGCCUCGACACAAUGCUGUCUCAGAGCUCUACGGACAAUUCCUUCGACCUCAUGGCCUGGUUUUUGCUCUGACAUGCACUGUCAACUGUGGGACCUUAUAUAGACAGGUGUGUGCCUUUCCAAAUCAUGUCCAAUCAGUUGAAUAUCCCACAGGUGGACUCCAAUCAAGUUGUAGAAACAUCUCAAGGAUAAUCAAUGGAAACAGGAUGCACCUGAGCUCAAUUUUGAGUCUCAUAGCAAAGGGUCUGAAUACUUAUGUAAAUAAGGUUUUUAUUUGUAAUACAUUUGCAAACAUUUCUAAAAACCUGUUUUCGCUUUGUCAUUAUGGGUUAUUGUGUGUAGAUUGAUGAGGAAAAUGUUUUAUUUAAUACAUUUUAGAAUAAUGCUGUAACGUAACAAAAUGUGGAUAAAGUCAAGGGGUCUGAAUACUUUCCGAAUGCACUGUAUGCCUGUGAUAUUUACAUUUACAUUUUUUGAUGAUAUGUGAUUGUCCCACCUAGUUAUCUUAAGAUGAAUACACUAACUGUAAGUGGCUCUAGAUAAGAGCGUCUGCUAAAUGACUAAAAUGUAAAAAAAAAUAUGUGAAUUGACUGGACUGUUGCUUUUUCAUCAGAAACUAUAAUAUGGCAUGGUUCUCUAUUUCACAUGUUAAGUUCAUUAACAUACCAGUGGCAGUGUAAGAAGGUAUCUAUAGUGCUUUGUUGUAAACACACAGACAUAGGGGUUGAUAAAUUUUUUGUUAGGACAAAUCAGUGGAAAUUACAAACUUUAGAAACCUUUUUAAACCUUGAAUAAACUACAAGUUUUCAUUUCCUGCUGUGUGAUCAAAUUCAGGCAGGUCACCCGUGAUACAAGUCAGUAUUCGACAGCCAUCCAUGUCUGAGGACAUCGGGAGAUGAUGUUGAAUACCGGCCACUAAGGGCAACAGUGAGCGCUGUUACCUUCAAGUAGGUUUCGGUUUGCUAGGGUGUUUUGGAUGGGGAUGGUGGAUGGGCGUAAGCAUUGAAUGGUCAAAUCCAACGAUGGAAAGUUGUUUUCUAUAUUUUGUUUUAAGCCUAUCCCAAACCUUAACCCUUACCUUAACCAUUCGGAGUUAAUGCCUGAACUUAUCACUAACCUUAAAAAUGUGGAGUUAAUACCUAAACUUAACCUUAAAUACUUCGAAAUUUGACGUCUGGAACAAUUUAGAAAUGUGUCGUUUGAGAAAGAUGGAUGAACGUCUCAUUCUGAUGUGAGACUGUGAGAGCUAGUAAUUAAGAUCCUACAUCUGUAUGAUGAGGGCCAUCAACAAAAGCAUUUGCUUUGGAAAUAACCAAUCUAUAUUUACACUGAUGUCUAUGGCUAUCAGAUGUUGUUUGCAUUAGGGGUGAUAUUUGAUGAUGUGUAUGUGAUUGGAUUAGAAGUAUUGAAGCAUAAACAUGCUGUGUAGCCUAAUGAUGGUGGUAAGAUGCAAUUUCAAAACACUGUAAAUAGAACGCUGCUGCAAAAAAACUUGCUGCGAAAACAGUUAAUUUAUAACAUUGAAAACCUUUUCUUGAAAGCAGUAACGGUCUCCAUAGUGAUGUGUUGUCCCAGCAGCCAGUAGCCUAUCAGAGCUCAGCUCUCUGCAUGAGGGAGGGGACACGGAUUUCCGGCAGACCUAUCGGACAGUCCAGAUGAAAUCUCUCCCACCCAUCGCUGACCUUGAUGACCAAUCAGAGCUCAUGGCAGCUCCUGUGCACAACAGUCGUCGACCCAGGCAUUACCGUGGCAACCACACUGACGACGAGCAAGACAGCAGGUACCAGUUUGAACUGGAUCUACAGUACUCAAACUAUCUCACCAGGUGUAUGUGUGUGUGUGAGAGAGAAUAGGAUGUUGUAUAGGUAUUGGAUAUUUCAUUGCUGUAUAUCUUGUAUUUAGUGUAGGAAUAAAAUGCUAGUUAGCACUGUCUGCCUGCAUUUGUAUAUCUGUACUCUGAUUCCCCCUGUCUUCCCUGUUUUCCAGGUGGAACCCUCGCUCUGUGCACCUGGAGAGGAGGACAUUGGGCAGCAGGGGGCGUACCGGCUCACUGGAUGAGCUGGAGGAGUUUGCUAUGUCCUAUGGGCCCCGUGCCCGGAGGGGCGACCCCCGUGACCAGGACAGGGACUACGACCUGGAGCUAUGGGGGAGAGAGCACAGCCCCCCUCGCCGUUUCCACAGAGAUAGGGAUGACGACUGGCACCCCCGCCGCAGCCCGCCUCCACAGAAGAGGAGGGACAUGUGGGACGGCGACAGCGAUCUCCCCUCUCGCCCCCACCAGCACACCCAGGAGGGGAGGGGUUACGAUGCCGCCUUCCUCAAUGACUUAUUGGAGCGGAAGGUGAGGGGGAGGGCAGGAGAGAGGGGGGAGAGAGGAAAGGGGCGGGUUGACGAGGACAGUGACACUCCCUCCAAGGGCAGUUCGAAGGGCAAGGGCAGCGAUGGUUUCUACAGCCGGUCACCUAGCAACAGGCCCGAGGAGGAUGACCCUUUGCCUCCAUACUCGGAGCUGGAGAUGGAAAGGUACCGGAUGGUCAACCCAACCGUUGAACGUUACCGCAUGGUCGAACUGCCUUCAGAACGAUAUCGCACCACUGACCAGGCCAUGCAACCAUUCUCCUAUACCCGUCCCCCUAAAGGACUGGCCCACACCGUACAGGGGGGCAGAGAGGAUAGGGACAACAACCGAAAAAUGGUGAGUUACCUUUAG
Coregonus sp. 'balchen' is the source of this 12248-nucleotide messenger RNA. The record is from the annotation of a GenBank genome assembly. Lineage: Eukaryota; Metazoa; Chordata; Actinopteri; Salmoniformes; Salmonidae.